UCAACAGUUUAGUCUUUGCCUUAGCUCUGGUAGUUAGCAGCAGUUACUUGUGAGUUGAACAAAAAAAUGGGUUUCGAAGGAAAAGUUGUGAUCGUUACCGGAGGAAGUAGCGGAAUUGGCGCUGGUGCUGCUAUUCACCUCGCAAAAUUGGGUGCGAAAGUUGCAAUUGUUGGUAGAAACGAAAAAGGUCUCGCCGAAGUGGCGGAACAAAUUAAAAAUUCUGGUUCUUCAAGUCCAUUGCAAAUUGUUGCCGAUGUAACAAAGGACGGCGAACGGAUUGUCGACGAAACGAUCAAGCAAUUUGGUCGAUUGGAUGUGUUGCUGAAUAAUGCGGGAAUUUCGGUGCACAACACCAUUUGCGAUAUGAAUUGCGCUGAUUUUGAUCGUGUAUUCGACACGAAUGUCCGCAGUGUUAUCACUUUGACGCAACUGUGUUUACCACAUUUGGAAAAAACGAAAGGCAACAUUGUGAAUGUGUCUAGCAUUGCCGGAUUAAAGCCAAUUCCCACUCUAACUGCAUAUAGUAUAAGCAAAGCAGCUCUUGAUCAAUUGACAAGAUGUUGCGCGCUUGAUUUGGCAUCGAAAGGAAUACGAGUUAAUGCUGUGAACCCAGCUGUCAUUCAAACACCAAUAUUCCAAAAAGUUGGUAUGACCGAUGAAAUGGUUGAGAAACUAUUUGAACAGGUCAAAAGCACGUAUCCCGUUGGUCGUGUGGGCAAGGUGACAGACACUAGUGCAGCGAUUGCGUUUUUGGCUGAUAAUGAAAUUGCAUCAUUUUUCACUGGUAUAAAUUUACCUGUCGAUGGAGGUGCUAUGGUGGCUGGAGUUGGCUAUAAGCCAACUGAAAACUAAAAAUCAAUCACAAUCAAUAGAUUGUAUUUAAAACUUCGAUUUCAAUGGUAGCAAUUUGAUAAAAUAAAAUUGGCAAACAAUUGACAGUAAUCAACAGUGAAGAAGAUGUUUUAUAGAAAAAUCCAAAGAGUAUUUCUGAGUCCACAAUCACUGUGUAUCUGGUUAUCAAUUGAUGAUUGGAUUUGGGGAAAUUUAGAUUUUCAUGGUCAAAAAAUGUCAUUUAAUGUUUCUCGAAUAAAAGAAUUGAAAACCACUUACGUCGCA
Messenger RNA from Sitodiplosis mosellana (orange wheat blossom midge), 1116 nucleotides. RefSeq lists its product as uncharacterized. The record is from RefSeq and is a predicted model, not a curated record. The transcript has 2 exons. Lineage: Eukaryota; Metazoa; Arthropoda; Insecta; Diptera; Cecidomyiidae. Bases 67 to 852 code for a protein of 261 amino acids.